ACGGUUCAUUCGCGUGGCGACCGUCGCAUAACGAGGUGGUCCGAUACCAUCAUUAUAUCGCUCCAUCAGCAUAGCGUGUAGUUUUUACGUAGAUCGCUAGCGUGUGAUAAAGCCUCCUCGAGGCGUAUACUGCAGCUGCGCUUGGUUUUUUUUUCCUUCGGACGUGCUCCUUCUGGGUGUGAAUUGUUCCUCAAGCGUUGGGGAUGUGACAAGAAGGACAUUCUCUAGCGUGAAACUUUGUUUUUCUGUCACAUGAUUGAGUCAUUCGGUUUGGAUGUUUUUAUCAUCCCCGAUGGAUCCGAAACAUAAUUGUGUUUGAACAACUUGACCGAUUCCGCCAACCUUGGGCGGAUUAUCAGUGGCAGUGAGAAGCAUUAUUGUGAGUUGUGUUUUUUUCACUGCAUUUGAUAGCCGAUACAGUUUGUGAAACGAGUUGUUUCAUUACAACAGGUGGAAGCUGAUAAAGUGUAUUGUUGUUGGUAGCUUCAAACAAGGGCUUUUCCAUUCUGUGUUAUGAAAGAAUAUUGCAAGUUAAUCUGAAGCGCACUUUAUUAUUUACAACAGAACGAGCAAACGGAAGAAAAAACAACAGGGGGACGGUACAGAGAACAAGCAGAUGUGAAUGUUAUAUCCCCGACAACUGAAUGAAAUUAUCGAUCGCUUCCUGGUUCUCGUUCAACAUUCUCUGGAAGGAGUGUGAUAAAAAUAAACGAAAAAUAACACAUCUCCUGGUUUCUGAGGUGUUUCCGGUUCUGUGAAAUUUACUUUGCUAUUUAAAGCCUUCCAUUCAUCAGUAAACAGAAAAAAAUGUCCUUGCUGGUGGAAUCAUCUCCGGUUACCAUGGGUAUGACGCCACGGGGCUCCUCCUUGCGUCAAACAACCCCACAUUCACCCGACAACAAACAACAACAGCACCAGGAAUACCUGGACACUGGACUGAGUCCUCCGACGUCCGAUGGUUUCCUGGACGUCUCGCGGUCGCCAUCGUCUGUCGGAGAAACCUUCAUCUCAGCAGCCACCGAUGGACCACUUUCAUCACAUGCAGCAUCCGAUUCCUCCAGCGACAGCGAUAGCGAUGUGGAGCUCGAAGAGCUCGAGAAGGGAGCUCAGUCGCCUUCCCUGAACAGUCCCGGCCAGAAUUCGGCAACUGCUGCUGAUCGGGUACCUUCGCUUCCGCUGGAGAAUGGCAUCCUGCGGCCAGGGUCACCCGGUGAAGGACCCUCCGGAUCGACGUCUAUUUCAAUGUCUAUCGGUUCAAUGGGUGACGAUUCCGGCGAGCGAAGUCUUAACGAACCCUCAAUCGCCGUAUCCGUGAUACCGGAGAAGAAAGGAAUCUUCCUGAAACAUUCCGAGUAUGAGAUCAAAGCCAAAUCUUACGGUUCAGUUGUUCGGAGACGUUACAAGGACUUCGUAGUGUUGUACAAUUAUCUGCUCGAAAAGUAUCCAUACCGCAUCAUACCGAGUCUUCCACCGAAACAGCUGAUGCUCAACUCGUUGCUCGAAGAACGUCGCCGGGGUUUGCAGACUUGGCUCACGAUCAUCUCGAUGCAUCCGGUCCUCGGUAGCUCCCCGAUCCUGACCACCUUCCUGGGGGACAAAACGACCGACCAUCAGUACCGGAUGCGGGUUAUGUACGAAAAGCAGAUCGACGAAUUUGCCCGACUUCGGGAAGACGUCGAGCUACCGUUGCCCGAUGACCAGGAAAAUCUCGCCGCCAGCCGGGAUCGUCUACGCAAAGUGCUUCAAUCGCUGCAGCGACUGCGGAAGAUAUUCGACGAGCAGGCCUUCCGCGCCGAACAAUCCGCCCGGGACAUGGCCGAGGUCGACCAGAUCCUGCAGGGGCUCGAAGUGCGGGACGUGUUCGGCGAUCAGACAUUCGACGACGUGUCCCAGAGCGCACAAGCCGUCGCACGGCACUCGGAACGCUACAGCCAGCUGCAACGGAAUGCCGUCAACGAACGGAUCUACGUGCUCAUGGAAGUGCUCUCGGCACACAAUGAACUCUGCGAACGGGUGGAAAAGGGCAUUUUAGCCGAUUACCAGAAAGCUCUCUCCAGGACAAUCAACCUCGGAAAAAUGAAAAUGAAAACCGUUAUCCGGGGAAGUACGCCCGAAAACGUGUCCAGCCUGGCGCAGCGGGAAUCGGCCCAGUCCGGCGAGGCGGACGUCCUGUCCCGGAAGUGUGCCUUCGCGCUGCAGUGCGUGCGCAGCGAAACGGCCCUCACCGAGCGCUACCUGCAGUCGCUGCCCUCGAUUCUGCUUUCGUACGCCAACGAGGAGUCCCAGUACCACAGCAAGAUGUCGAAGAUUUGGCAUCAGCUGGUAGCUAGUGAGUCUUCCAAAUUGUGCUAAACACGCACUUCGUCUGUUGCGUUUUCGGUCAGAUUUAAAAAAAAUUGUUGAGGGAUUAUACGAAAACUUCCAGGAUAACUUUUUUAGGGUCGCAUUCCUAUCCAGCUGUAAUGUCAAAAAGUAAAAUAUUAUUAUUUUAAGUAUUAAUGGUAUAUUUGCACAAUCGUCGAUGGUCGUAGAGAGAAGGAAAAAACGCUCAAAAGUUAAGGGAAGGAAAAAAGUUUACCUGAUUUAGCAUCGUUAGAAAGCGUAUUAUAGGUGACCGUGUGAGGCACCCUCCCAGAGAGAUGGGAUGGAUAUGUGCAGAAUUGUUGUCUUCAAUAAUUGCCACAGAUUUAUACGAAAGCCAAAGUUUACAAUUGUUGUCUGUCAGUACACAAACUAGCGUUCCAUUUCAUUAUUUUUUAACUAUUAAGAAGCAACAAUGAUAUUGUGUACUAGUGCAUAUCGAUUAUUUAAAAAAAAAAAGCAGAUAAUAAAGU
This is a messenger RNA of Uranotaenia lowii, 2834 nucleotides long. Its product is annotated as sorting nexin-8-like. Lineage: Eukaryota; Metazoa; Arthropoda; Insecta; Diptera; Culicidae. The record is from RefSeq and is a predicted model, not a curated record. Gene Ontology annotation, molecular function: phosphatidylinositol binding. Gene Ontology annotation, biological process: retrograde transport, endosome to Golgi. The coding region runs from base 808 to 2352 and encodes 514 amino acids. The transcript is spliced from 7 exons.